Molecule: messenger RNA, 1666 nt
Organism: Globicephala melas (long-finned pilot whale)
Lineage: Eukaryota; Metazoa; Chordata; Mammalia; Artiodactyla; Delphinidae
Gene: ZC3H11D
Product: chromosome 10 C12orf50 homolog
Biological process (GO): poly(A)+ mRNA export from nucleus
Source: RefSeq, a predicted model, not a curated record
AAAACACAAAGAUCCGUUUCUGGAACCUCAUUUACCUUAGUUAAGUAUGAGCUCCAACAGAGUCCGAAUGGCUUGAGUACUUGUCGUCAAUCACCUGCAGAGGUAAAAACAGCUUUGACUUAUUGCUCAAAAGAACUUUGGAGGGAAGAAGCUAUUCCCCUUUUAAUGAUGGAUGAAGAGUGAAUGGAAUAUAGCUACAAGAUGAAUAAGUAGUCCAAUUUAUUUUCAGGCAUCUAUUAAAUAUCACAAUCUGAAUGAUUUUUUUCAAAUCAGUGGAUAGCGGGUUCCCAGUGCCGAUUCCGACACUGUGAAGAGGCCCUUGGCAGUGACACUGUGUGCUCAUUAUGGAGAGAAGGAAAAUGUUUAGAUCCACUUUGCAGAUUUAGACACAUGGAAAUGCAGCAAAACUGCAGCAUUUCAUGCUUCUGGGAAACUCAGCCUCUUGGUUGUGUGAAGAUCAGUUGUAUCUUUUAUCACAGCAAACCUCGAAAUAUCAAUGGAUUAUUUUUGCCACCAAGUAGCAAUAUCACACCGCAGAAAGAAACUCAGGAAGGCAUUCCACCCCCAACCCAGAGUCAGGAACCUCUGAAACCUCAGGAGAAUAUAUCACGACCCAUUCACCAUCCCUUAGUUUUAAAAACAAACUUUGAGGAAGAAGAGGAGGAAGAAGAUGAACAAAAUGAUGCUUCUAGUUUAUGGACAAAGACUCCUGAAGAAAUUGAAGAAAAAAGAGCAAUAAAGGAGAUGUGUUAUAAAUCUGGUGAAUACUACAGAUUUCAUACUCCUCCAGAUAUUUUAUCAUCUAAAAGCAUAGCCUGUACAGUGGAAAAAGAGUUAGAAAAGCCUUUGGAAAAUGGAAGUGAAUUGCAGGAAGGGGACAGUCUGACAGUUCCAACAAAAUUCAGCCUAUUUGAAAGGCAAGGUGAGAUAAAAGCAUCACUGGAUAGGAAAGCAAGGACUGACACUGCUGCUUUUGAAAAUGGAGGAGGUGACUGCUACAUUCCACAGAGGAUCAUAUUUCCUGGAGUAGAUGAAAAUGAAACUUUAACUGAAGAGAAAGAAAUCACGAUGUCAAAAUGUUCAAAUGCUAAAGAUAACAAGGACAGUCCUCAUCCAAAGCGUUCCCUAACUACCCGACUAGUACCUACAAUGCAUGUAUUAAAUGCUACUGAGAAUAUCAGUAUGAAGUGCAGAGAGGACCCUUCUUCAAUAAAUGAUGUCCAGCCAGUGAGGAAGCCUCAUUUUAAAGGCCUGAAAAAAAGAAAAUGGAUUUAUGAUGAACCAAAGAACUUUCCUGGACCAGAAAUGCAGAGAGCAGUACAGUCUCCAAAUCCCAAAAAUAAAAUGAGUUACCAUCGCAAUAAUAAAAACAGAAACUCUGAGAAUGCCUCCUAUAUCCAUGGUCAGAGAGAUGCUGUCAGAACUGUCUCAGUGAAUGCACCUCCCCGCAGCAGGCCCACAAACGGGUCCUACAAUAAAGUUGAUGUUAACAAGGAACCCAAAUUCAACCUCUGUUCAGAUAAAUAUAUGUCAACAUCAUAUAAUGGUUCAGCCUGGCAAAAAAGAAUUCCUUUUUCAAAAACAUAUUCAAAAACUGAAAAGAUAUAUUCAGAGCCAAGAAGAAAUGGGAGGAAGUAAACCUGGAGGUUGAAAAAUGAGAAAAGAG